CGACAUUGAUCAUAACAUAACAUAUUUACAAUUUCAGUAAUUGCGUUUCUUUCGAAUCAUUCAAAUUCCAUUCUUGUAUCAAAUAGUUCUUGUAUAAUAGAAAAAUUCCCAUACUAUAGAAAAAUUAGCCUCAUGAUGAGAAAAGGUUGGAUUUAUUUAAAUAACAAACUUUCGAUGCAUGCUCCAAUAGGACAUCAACAUACUUUGGUUUUAUAAAAAAAUCUUAACAUCUUCCGAAAAUUCAAAAAUGCACUGAGCAGAGCUACCCGAGUAUGACUAUGAGUAUGAUGAAGAAGAAAGCACAGUCUCAACUCAAGAUAUAACUAUUCCAUCCAGACUAUCAAGAGAUGUGACUAAAGAGUCAAUGAAUACAAGAGAGUAUGAUAUCCUACCCUUUAUGAAUGACAGACCACUUCCAGAGGAUUAUGAACAAAUUCAAAAGGAGAACCAAACCAAAGAUAUUUGUAAACCAAUACUACAAGCUCAAAGUGACACCAGCAUGUUGAAAAUUUUUCAAAAUAGGAAACAGCUAAGUUGGACAGCGGGAAUAAAUUAUCGCUUGGUGGCACCUAAGAAGGAUUUUUUUCAGUGUCCGAUGGAUCCGAUUACAAAGGAAAUUGCAAGUCUGACUGCAAUCGAUGGUGACCCAAUUCUUUUAGGAACAGGAGGUCUUGAUGGAGUAAUAGAUUCAAAUGACGAAAAUGGAAGAAAAACCAUUUUGCCACCUGAAACUUUCUGCCUCUCGGUCAAUGAUCCUGAUCCUGUAUUUCUACAGUGUGUAUUUUCUCCAGAAAUAGAUAAAUGCGAGGCUAUUCGAUUCUGGGUAUUUAACUGCGCUUUUAUCCUAUCCAUUAUAUUUAUCAUUCUUGCAAUCAUAGCACAUUUUAUUGAACCCCUGUUAAAAAACACUGCACUGGGUACACUCAGUAUAGGAUUCCUCUUCAAUCUACUGAUGACCUAUAUUAUCAUGAUCAUCUCCAGGCUUGCAACUUUUGAAAGAGAAACACCACCAUGUGUGUUGAUUGGAUACUUACAACAAUAUUUUUACCUAUCCUUCUUUACGUGGAACAACGCUAUUGCAAUAAUUAUUGGACAGAAGCUGACCACUAGCAGAAACAGAGAUUCAAAGAAGAAACAAAUCAUAUGCAUUAUUUAUGCCCAGGGUCUUCCUGCUGUUAUAUGUGUCUUGACCUACAUCAUUGACCUGUUUGUACCUGAAGAAGGGCCUAACCGAGCAUACUUUCCAGAGAUGGGAGUAUAUUCUUGUUAUUUAGGAUCAGAGAGAACAGCUGUUAGACCACACUACUUUCUUUCACCAGAGUUUCUGUAUGUUCAGGGAUUUCAGCUCCUGCUUUUGCUGAUUAAUCUUACUUGGUUUAUCAGAGCGGCAAUGUUUAUUGUGAAGAACAGAACCACAGUUGGAGAGUCAGAUGUCAAUAAACAGAAGGAAAACUAUGUGAUUGUUCUAAAGCUGUUUAUCCAUAUGUGCAGUCUUUGGAUUUGUGAAAUUAUAACGUCAGCCAUAGCUGUUGAGUACGGAGUAAUCGAGACAUGUAAACUUAGGUUUGUAUUGGAUUCUCCAAAUGCGUUCUACGGCGUUCUUAUUUUCUUAUUUCUGAUUGUUGGGAAGAAAGCAGUCAGGAAGAAUCUGCAGGAAACAGUUUCCUCCUGGUUCUCUAGCAGUAAAGAAGUGAAUACAGAGGUGGGAUAUUCAGCCAAUGGAAGAUCAUCAGACGAGUCUAAAGUUACUCUGUCAACUAGAUUUAAAAAAUAGAUUAUAAAUGAUUUUAGGAUAAAUAAAAACAGUUUUCUCGUUA
This is a messenger RNA of Eurytemora carolleeae, 1817 nucleotides long. Its product is annotated as probable G-protein coupled receptor Mth-like 6. Gene Ontology annotation, molecular function: transmembrane signaling receptor activity. Gene Ontology annotation, cellular component: membrane. Lineage: Eukaryota; Metazoa; Arthropoda; Copepoda; Calanoida; Temoridae. Gene Ontology annotation, biological process: cell surface receptor signaling pathway. The record is from RefSeq and is a predicted model, not a curated record. The transcript has 19 exons. The coding region runs from base 365 to 1774 and encodes 469 amino acids.